GCUUGCAUAUUUAAGCAUUGGAAUUUCCCCAAAAAAAAGGAAAUUUUAAUGAAACGUCGAGAGAAGAGAAGCAACGGGGGGCAGCAGUGAGUUGGGCAGCAGCGCGGUCAAUCAAAAGGGAGUCCUCUGCCAGGGCAUCGACCAUUUGACCACUGGACCACCUGGCCAGCAGCUCAUCAUUGACACCAUGGUCACGAACAUGUCGCAGCCGCAUUAUUGCGGCACAGGCAUCGAUGAUUUUCACACAAACUACAAAUACUUCCACGGUUACUUCUCCCUGAUUGUUUGCAUCCUGGGAACGAUUGCGAAUACCUUGAAUAUCAUUGUGCUAACCCGCCGCGAGAUGCGCUCCCCCACGAAUGCCAUACUCACGGGUCUGGCGGUGGCCGAUUUGGCAGUAAUGCUGGAAUAUAUCCCCUAUACGGUGCACGACUAUAUCCUCAGUAGUCGAAUGCCGCGGGAGGAGCAGCUGAGCUACAGUUGGGCCUGCUUCAUCAAGUUUCAUUCGGUGUUUCCACAGGUUCUCCAUACGAUAUCGAUAUGGUUGACUGUAACCCUUGCUGUUUGGCGCUAUAUAGCAGUUAGCUAUCCCCAGAGGAAUAGGAUAUGGUGUGGUAUGAGGACCACCCUGAUAACCAUAGCCACAGCCUAUGUGGUGUGUGUUUUGGUGGUAUCCCCAUGGCUCUACUUGGUCACAGCCAUAGCCAAGUUCCUGGAAACCCUGGAUGCGGAUGGCAAGACCAUCGCAUCAGUUCCCUUGAGUCAGUAUAUACUGGAUUAUAACCAUGAGGAGGAUAUAACCAUGCAAGUCAUGUCCAGCACAACACCAGAUGUUUCCUGGGCGAUACCAAGUGGUUCGGGGAAUGGAACGGCAGUUAGCCUGUUAAGUCUAACCACAGUGAUACCUCUUACAACCAUAAGUACGGGUAUAACCACUUCCUCUGUAGCCACUUUGGGUGAGCGCAAUGUCACCGUCUAUAAGUUAUAUCAUAGUGCUUUGGCCCUGCACGAUCGUCAGUUCAGGAAUGCCACCUUCCUUAUAUAUAGUGUGCUCAUCAAGCUGAUACCCUGCUUUGCAUUGACCAUACUGUCUGUAAGAUUAAUUGGCGCUUUAUUAGAAGCCAAGAGGAGAAGGAAAAUUCUCGCCUGCCAUGCAGCCAACGAUAUGCAGCCUAUUGUAAAUGGCAAAGUGGUGACCCCAACGCAACCCAAGAGCUGCAAAUUGCUGGAGAAGGAGAAGCAAACAGAUCGCACUACGAGGAUGCUUCUCGCAGUCCUUUUACUCUUCCUGGUCACCGAAUUUCCGCAGGGCAUCAUGGGUCUGCUGAACGUUCUCCUCGGCGAUGCCUUCUUCAUCCAGUGCUACCUAAAGCUGAGUGACCUCAUGGACAUCUUGGCGCUUAUUAAUUCGAGCAUCAACUUCAUACUGUACUGCUCGAUGAGCCGCCAGUUCCGGAGCACGUUCGCCCUGCUCUUCCGGCCGCGAUGGCUGGACAAAUGGCUGCCGCUGUCGCAGCACGACGUCGAUGGGCGGCGGGGGAUGGGCGGAAGCGGCGGCCUUGGCGGCUACGGACGCCAGCGACUGCUGCAUACGGAUGCCGUUAGCAAGAGCAUGGCCAUCGAUCUCGGGCUGACGACCCAAGUGACAAAUGUGUAGCAGGAAAGCAGCGGCCGGGCGGUGAUGUCAACCGCAGCCGGCGGAGGAUGUGGAGGAGGAGGAGCUGCAUCGGUGGUAUUGCCACUGGAACCGGCAGCUUCUGAAGUUGAUGGAUGUCCCGAUGCUGCUGCAUCCACCAACGACAUCAGUCUGGUCGAGAAGCUGGGCCAAAAGGGGUCCACCAUAACCACCAAGCACCCCAACCAUCGAAGGCGUCGCAGUGGGAGUGGCACCAAGUGCAUUUGGCCCACCACCGAUUGGCUAAGAAAGCUGCGGAACCAAAAGCCCAGGGAUAGUAAAUCCCCCGAAGCUGAUCAUCAGGACAUAGAGCUAUCGAAACGAAGAAGUAGUGUGCUCUUAAUGGUAUUACUAAGCAGCUCGGAUGAGGUGAAAGCCAAGGCGGUUUUGGUCAGUGAGCAAAGUCCUCCCAGUCCAGCCGACGAGGAUGUGGAGGAUGCCAUCGAUGCCCUCUGGCUGUAAGAAGUCCUCACAAAAGGCUAGAGUUUUUUAUAUACCCUGUAAAUUAUCCUACUACCCACUAAUAUUUAACUACCAAAAAUGUACAGACCAAUUAAUGCUACAAAAUUUGGUUCAGUGCUGUUUCCAAAAUAUUUUCCCGCCAGCGUUGUCUUUGCAGAUUGAGAGCCCCUUUUGCUGAGGCUUCGCUCUGCUAGAAAAUUAAAGGGUAUUUAUUCUACCCUGGAAGCAGCCUGCCACAUUUUGUGACCACACUUGAUAAGUGAUAUACUUGACUAAGUUUCGCCCCAUAAAUAGUUGUGUAAGUGCUAAGCGCAUCUUCAGAUACCAAAAAACGAAAACGAAUUAGCUAUAGUCUAACUAUUAUUUAAGAGAUAUUUAUAAAACAUUUCGGAUGACAAGAGAUGGAAUUUCUUUUUCUAUGGAAAUAAAUGGUUUAUUCGAUGGUAAAAGUA
Messenger RNA from Drosophila takahashii, 2589 nucleotides. RefSeq names its product Myosuppressin receptor 2 (gene MsR2). Gene Ontology annotation, molecular function: G protein-coupled peptide receptor activity. The record is from RefSeq and is a predicted model, not a curated record. Gene Ontology annotation, biological process: G protein-coupled receptor signaling pathway. Gene Ontology annotation, cellular component: plasma membrane. Lineage: Eukaryota; Metazoa; Arthropoda; Insecta; Diptera; Drosophilidae.